This is a messenger RNA of Eutrema salsugineum, 1240 nucleotides long. Its product is annotated as 1-aminocyclopropane-1-carboxylate oxidase homolog 5. The record is from RefSeq and is a predicted model, not a curated record. The transcript has 3 exons. The coding region runs from base 83 to 1174 and encodes 363 amino acids. Lineage: Eukaryota; Viridiplantae; Streptophyta; Magnoliopsida; Brassicales; Brassicaceae.
ACCUGAGCGAGCAUCAGCAAAAGAAAUAAGCAAGAAAAAGAAAGAAAGAAAGAGAGAAAAAAAACACAACAACACCAACAAAAUGAUUAUGGAGGCAACAGAUCUUUCCACUCAAGCAAAGGCUUUCGAUGAGUCGAAAUCCGGCGUGAAAGGACUUGCGGAUUCUGGAAUCAAAGAGCUUCCGGCGAUGUUCCGUGCACCUCUCUCUGCUUUAGAAAACCUAAGACCACCACCUUCGAACUUCAAGAUCCCCUCCGUCGAUCUAAACGGAGGAAACGUGAACCGCAAGAAUCAUCAAGACUUGCGGCGUAGCGUGGUGGAGAAGAUCGGAGAAGCAGCUGAGAAAUGGGGUUUCUUCCAGGUGACCAAUCACGGGAUCCCUCUCGAGGUGUUGGAGAAGAUGAUCGAAGGAACUCGUCGGUUUCAUGAGCAGCCCACUGAAACCAAGAAACGCUUUUACUCUCGUGACUUCACCAGCGACCUUUACUACGCAAGUAACUUCGAUCUCUACAGUAUUCAGGGAGCUAGUUGGCGAGACACUAUGGGUUGUUAUACGGCCCCUAACACUCCUAGCCUAGAGAACUUGCCCUCGGUUUGUGGGGAGAUAAUGAUUGAGUUCUCAAAGCAAAUGAUGAAUCUAGGUGAAUUGCUCUUUGAGCUUCUAUCAGAGGCUUUGGGGUUAAACCCUAAUCACCUCAAGGACAUGAGCUGCUCCAAGUAUCAAGUGAUGUUUGGACAAUACUACCCACCUUGCCCUCAGCCUGACCUAACUUUAGGCUUAAGCAAGCACACCGAUUUUUCAUUUCUCACUGUCCUUCUUCAAGACAAUAUCGCAGCUCUUCAAGUUCUCCAUGACCAAACCUGGAUUGAUGUUCCUACUGUCCCUGGAGCUCUUGUCAUUAACAUUGGAGAUCUCCUCCAGCUUAUAACCAAUGACAAGUUCUUUAGCGCGGAGCAUAGAGUGAUUGCGAAUGGAGCUUCUGAGCCUCGGAUCUCAGUGCCAUGUUUCUUCAGCUCGUUCAUGAAGCCGAAUCCUUGUGUAAUAGGACCCAUCAAAGAGCUUCUUUCCGAUGAAAACCCUGCCAAGUAUAGGGACUUAACCAUCGACGAGUUCGCAGACAUCUUCAGGUCAAAAACGAUCAGUGCUCCUGCGUUACACCACUUCAGGAUCUAAGUGUUUUUGUGUUUCUUACCUUCUCCCCUACCACCAUUGCUGAUCUAUCAACCACUCAUGGUUUAU